Messenger RNA from Pecten maximus, 2556 nucleotides. RefSeq lists its product as uncharacterized. The transcript has 3 exons. The record is from RefSeq and is a predicted model, not a curated record. NCBI's taxonomy places the organism in Eukaryota, Metazoa, Mollusca, Bivalvia, Pectinida, Pectinidae. Bases 330 to 1172 code for a protein of 280 amino acids.
UGGACAAAGGAUCACUGUCCUAAACAUCACAUUAUAACAUCCCAUCAUCUGAGAAUGUUUGACAGAGGAUAAUGUUUCCCACACUUGAUAGUGUCUCUCAGAUAGUUGUAGAGUAUACUAUCAUCUGGAACCGGACAAUUCACCCUUGGAUGUGACACAAUACUGCUUUUUACCCUUGGUACUGCCACGAGACUACUUUUCACCCUUGGUACUGUAACAAGACUGUUUUCACCCUUGGUACUGUAACAAGACUGUUUUCACCCUUGGUACUGCCACGAGACUGCUUUUCAUCCCUUCGUACGUCAACAAGACUGUUGUGCACCCUUCGUAUGUCAACAAGACUGUUGUGCACCUUUGGUACCGAAGCAGGACUAUUCUCAACCUUCAGUCAGCUAGUGGUAUCAACAGAUGUCAUGGAAAUUAUAAAAGAUUUGCUGAAGAUCAAAAACACUAAUUUCCUGGCAAAAUUAGUAAGCAUAACAUUUAUACUGUUUUGUUUGUUGGAUUGUAUAAUUGCUGCAGAAGAAAUAAGAAUGUUUAAAAGUUCACUGAGGAAUAAUUUACAAAACAUGACGCUACCUACACGUAAAUUAUGGACAAUCACAAACCUAACGACGACAUUCCGGUGCGCUGAACACUGCAAAAACGACGAUGCGUGUGUCAGUUUUUUCUACAACAAUGAUUCUCAUUUAUGUGAGGGUCAUUCCAUCACUUUAGGAGUUACAAACGGGUCAAUCCCUGCUGUCGGUAAUAAGUAUUAUGUAGAUGAAGAUGGUGAAGGCUAUAUAGGCGAUGCUUGUACUACAUCCUCGGAUUGCUACGUCACAGACUCAGAGUGUCGCGGUGGCGCAUGUUGGUGCUCUCCUGGAUACAGUUUUUGGCCAUCGUCAAGGUCCUGUGCCGCAAAUUGCACUAUAUACGGAACCGAUUACACCGAAGUAUCCAAUCACUUCCUCAUCCAGAAUAAUGAGGAGGCCAUUCAGAAUAUCACCUUUGAGACCUGUGUUCAGUCAUGCAUAUCGGUGACACUUUACACGUGCGUCACGUUUGAAUUCGGCUGGCAGACCAAUGACUGUUUCCUCCAGAGUGUCACGAAGCUUGACAAACCUGAUAAGUGGUAUGAAGACCAAAAUGACCGUGGAUUUGUCCACUACCAGCGAGACUGUGUCUGAAGUCAAGGAUAUUCCAACUUCGUGUUUGGUUCUCUAAGGUCACUCAUACUACAGCACUGGGGAUUAUUCUUAAACUAUUGGAUUGAUGUUACUUUUCAUAGAAAAUUGAUUAUUUGGAUGGGUUCAUCAUACCAUUUAUGAAAUUUAAGAAGUGUUGUUUUUCUGAAUGAGGAACGGUUCACUCUAUCGUAUUUGCCAAUGCAUACACAGGCAAAAUGUGUAUCAAGUCAAUUUCAGAUGAAAGAUUUCCAAGUCAAAUUGACCUGACUAAAGCAGAUUAGUCGAUUCAUGUCAAGAAAUUGACCUCAAAAUGAUCUGCAAUUGACCUGAACAUUUCUUCAUGUGAAAUUGACUUCAAUUUCAUGUCAUUUUUAGGUCAAUUUGUCAAUAUGUGUUCAGGUCAAAUUUACCUCAAAACAUUUUCCCAGUGUAGUGGUCAUUUUCACAAGGAACUAUGAUUGGACAAAAUCCGUAUCAUCAGAAAAAGAUCAUAUUAUUAAUAAUAUUCCUGCUACAACAUUUUUCUAAUUGAGUAGCGAUGCGUUUCAUCAUUCAUACAUACUCGUGUUAGUCCAGUUAUUUAAAGAUAAGAAAUAUUUUCAAAUCAUGUUCAAUAAUGCAACUAAAUUUUGGAAACGAACAAGCCUCUGUAAUGUCUAUAAGCUUAAACAAAAAUUUGUGUUUUAUAAUGUUCAUUUGUUGUUUAUAUGAUUGUAAGCUAAAUUAUAUACAAUGGUAGCAGUUUAUGUUUAAUCUGACAGUUGACACCUGGUUAACUUUGUACGUUAUGUAAAAUAAAAUAAGGAAAAUGCAUUACAUAUUCGGUAACUAAGUACUCGAAACUGGCUGCGUCCAUUAUUCGCAUUAUUAGACCUACAUAAUCAUUGUCAAAGAAAUCCGUUCUCGACAUAAAUUAUACAUUUCUUGGCCUUGUUGAAGGGAGGUACAUGUACAUGUAUGAUGAUAUGUUUAUCAGAUGCAUAAAAGGCCUAAUUGAUUAGUUUUGAGCCUAAUAUUGAAUUAUUUAAAUUUUGCCGGACAUCUUGCAUUAUUUUUCAACAUAAUCCCCUUCAGUAUCUCAACACUUUUGGCAGUGGUACUUAAGGGCCGCAAUGCCACUUUUAUAGAACUCCUUUUCUUGGCUGUUUAGAAAGUCUUCCACUGCAUGUUAGGGUUAGGGUUAAGGUUAGGGUUAGGGUUAGGGUUAGGGGGCCUGAAUAGCCGUUUUCAGUUUUGGAAAUAGAUACAUGUCUCAUGGUGCGAGAUCAUGUGAAUAAGGCGGAUACUCAAUCAAUUUUAAAAAGCCACAACCUUGAAUGGCAGCCAUGGCAAUGACAGACUCUUUCACCCUAACACUAAUUUCAACCGAUUUUGUCCAUUUUGC